ACGACCUAAGCAUGGAGAGAGCGGGCGCUGGGACUGGGCAGCCAGUUUCUCGGCUGGAGGCUCCGGGGUCCACGGAUGACCGGCUUUUCCUGGUUAAAGGUGGAAUUUUCCUUGGUACUGUUGCUGCAGCGGGAAUGCUUGCAGGUUUUAUUACAACGUUAUCAUUGACGAAAAAGAAAAGCCCUGAAUGGUUCAAUAAGGGAAGUAUGGCCACGGCUGCAUUACCGGAGAGCCGGUCUUCCCUUGCCUUACGAGCUCUGGGCUGGGGCUCACUGUAUGCUUGGUGUGGGGUUGGUGUAAUUAGCUUUGCAGUCUGGAAAGCCUUAGGAGUUCACAGUAUGAAAGAAUUUCGAAGUAAAAUGCAAUCAGUAUUUCCAGCAAUUCCUAAGAACUCCGAAUCGGCUGUCGAGUGGGAAGAAACAUUGAAAUCCAAAUGAGAUGAGCAUGAAUGAAUUUCAAAAUGCUUGUUACAGAAAGGGGUGGCUCUGGAGACACCAUGACAGCAAAGGGACUGGGACUGAUUUCUCCCCAGGAACAUGGCAGAUCGCAGACUGAACCACGCGCUGGAUAGCAUUCAUCCUCCUCAUCACAGGAGAGUAUGUGUAUGCGUCUUGGGGAGGGUAACGUUUUCUCAAAGUUAAGAAGACUUUACAAAUAGUAAUUACAGGGAUAACUUCCUUAUGUGGAGGGGAUCCCAGAGGAAAUAAUUCUGUUUGUAACAGUUGAACAAAGUUUCAGUUGAACGAAGUUUCAGUUCAACCGAGUUUCAUACCUAAAAAAAGUUUAUAAUAAAAGUAUGAUAAAAAAAAUUUGUGAAACAGACUCCCUAAUAGCAAUUGUACUGCAAUGUGUCUAAUUAAAGGAGUUUCAAGAGCCUUUCUUGUCAGUAUAUAACAGAAUUUGGAAGUCUUAUUCCAAUUAGCCAGACUACAAAGUGACAGUCACCUGGUAAGUCCUGUAUAGUAGGAGGUGGGUGUGGCUCUCGUGUCCUGAGUGUGGUCUGUGAUUUACAGCCAGCACACGCAAGUGAGUUACUUACCUGAUGCCCUUGCUUGAAGGCCCUGCAAAUUCUUAGACUUAAAAAGCCAUUAAUGAGUUAUGAUCACUCCAGGAGGCACAAUUGAGCUAAAAUAAUGAUAUCAGAGGUAAAAAAAUAUUUUUUGAGAAGUUGGUCUGGAUCUCUGAACAUUGACAAUUUGUAAUUUUGUCUCAGUUGUCAAAGUAAAAAAAAAAAAAAAAAAAAAAGCCCAAUUGUCAGCUAUCUUCAAUAUUUUUAACCAGAAAGUCACCUGAGUUCUGAGUCCCAAUGUUAAGUGUUUGGUACCACCUCCCUAAUGAAGCUGUUGGGGUCAAUUCUACGUGCACACCCAACUCGCUCCUGUCUUCCAUGAUCUCCUACAAAAAACAGACAGAAUAAUGUCUACAUGCAAUUAUUUUUAGUACAAUUGCAUUUUUAAAUAUUUUUAAAAAGAGAAAUACUUUAAUAUGUCAGUAUGUCCACAGAAGUAACCUCUAGUUAAGUAUUGGUUUUGCAGUUUCUUUUCACUUGCCUAGGCUCUAAUUAGUCAGCAAUCAGGUUCAAUAAAGGACAUUUGAAAUUUCUGUUAUCAUGAAACCUUUUAUUCUAAGGGAGAUUUUUAAAUGAAAUGUCAAGUACAUAAUGUAACACUUUUCUCUAGACCAUGUUACCCUGUUAAAAUUGCUGUAUUGUUAAUGAAGCAGGUGUCAGCAUCUGGGAUUCAUGUGUAAUCUGUUAAAAAUCCAAGACUGAAAGGAAA
Molecule: messenger RNA, 1778 nt
Organism: Cebus imitator (Panamanian white-faced capuchin)
Lineage: Eukaryota; Metazoa; Chordata; Mammalia; Primates; Cebidae
Gene: TMEM242
Product: transmembrane protein 242
Exons: 1
Coding region: 12-437 (141 amino acids)
Source: RefSeq, a predicted model, not a curated record